CGGUGAUGCUGCAGGUCUGACGGUCGGUCGGACACACCGAUCUUAACACUGCAGCUACAUCAGGUGUGCGUGUAGCGCAACAGCGUGACAACAGCAACGCUUACUUUUCCUGUUUCCCUGAAAAUUAAAAGCUCGUCUCAGGCGCUACUCUGAGCUCAUGACUCUUCCAGACUCCUUCAUCCAACGCCAGCAGCUGGAUGCUAGCAUGGCCGACACCUUCCUGGAGCACCUGUGUCUGCUGGACAUCGACCAGGAGCCAAUCGUAGCCCGCAACACCAGCAUCGUCUGCACCAUUGGCCCUGCGUCUCGUUCCAUACCUAAACUACAGGAGAUGGUGAAAGCAGGAAUGAAUAUCGCUCGACUCAACUUCUCUCACGGAACUCAUGAGUACCAUGGUGAGACUAUCAAAAACAUCAGGGAGGCUGUGGACACGAUCACCUCCGACCCCUUGUACUACAGGCCCGUAGCCAUCGCCCUCGAUACAAAGGGUCCAGAAAUCCGGACAGGUUUGGUAAAAGGGAGUGCGGAUAACGAGGUGCAGCUGGAGAAGGGGGCUCAUGUGCGCGUGGUGACAGCGGAGGAGGAGAAGGACAGCACGGAUGGGAAGGUGAUCUGGGUGGACUACCCCAGCCUGCCCAGCGUCAUCCAGCCUGGGGGGAGGAUCUACAUCGACGACGGCCUCAUCGGCCUCAAAGUCCUGGAGACGGGCCCAGACUGGGUGGAGGCCGUGGUGGAGAGUGGGGCGGUGCUGGGGAGCCGUAAGGGGGUCAACCUACCGGGCUGUGACCUGCUGGGCAUGCCUGCGGUCAGUGAGCGUGACGAGGGGGACCUGAGGUUCGGGGUGUCUCAGGGCGUGGACAUCGUCUUCGCCAGCUUCAUCCGCUCGGCGCAGGACGUGCGGGAGGUGCGGCGGGCGCUGGGGCCGAUGGGGCGAGACAUCAAGGUGGUCAGCAAGGUGGAGAGUAGACAGGGCGUGCAGAAUUUUCAGGAGAUCCUGGCUGAGAGUGAUGGAGUGAUGGUCGCCAGGGGCGACCUAGGGAUAGAGAUCCCCGCGGAGAAAGUCUUCAUCGCUCAGAAGAUGAUGAUUGGCCGCUGCAACUCCGCUGGCAAGCCUGUCAUCUGUGCCACACAGAUGUUGGAGAGCAUGGUGUCUCACCCCCGGCCCACCAGAGCAGAGGGCAGCGACGUAGCCAACGCUGUGUUGGAUGGAGCCGACUGUGUCAUGCUGUCUGGAGAAACCGCCAAAGGACUGUUCCCUGUGAAGGCUGUUGCCAUGAUGCACUCUAUCUGCCGAGAGGCGGAGGCAGCCAACUUUCAUCAGCAGUUAUUUGAGGAGCUUCGUCGUUUGACCCCACUGUCCUCUGACCCUACAGAGGUCACAGCCAUCGGAGCCGUGGAGUCCUCCUUCAAGUGCUGUGCAGGAGCCAUCAUCGUCCUCACCACCUCCGGCAGUACGGUCACACUGUCCUCCACAUCUGACAGCUGUAAUACACACACAGUCAUGUACACUACACACACGUCAACCUCACAACUCUCCAAUCCUCUCUCUGUCUCUCUCUCCCUCUCUCAGGUCUGGUCAUCUCCUGUCCAGGUACCGCCCUCGUUGCCCCAUCAUUGCUGUAACCAGGAAUCCCCAGGUGGCUCGCCAGUCCCAGCUGCUGAGGGGCGUGUUCCCGGUGCUGUAUCACCCUCUGCCCGCGCCCGUCUGGGCGGACGACCUGGACAACAGAGUCUCCUUCGGCAUGGACAUAGGAAAGGCAAGGGGGUUCUUCAAGUCAGGAGACAUGGUGAUUGUGGUGACGGGAUGGAUCCCUGGCUCGGGACACACUAACAUCAUGAGGGCUGUCAAUGUGCCCUAAAUACGCUGCUGCUAUUGGACACUGUGACUAACGGACAAACAAACCAACCAAUGACAGAGUGAUCAUCCGUCACCACGGUAGCACUACUCACCAGAAGGCUCUAGUGUGCCUUAAACAGAUAAAGGAGAAUAUAUUCCCAAAAGCCUGUGACUACCACGUUUAAUGCCAGUGACAGUCUCUACUCUAUACUUGUUUGUUGAUCAGAGAGGCACUGACUCCGUCCAAAUAAAAGAUUAAGC
Messenger RNA from Osmerus eperlanus (European smelt), 2098 nucleotides. RefSeq names its product pyruvate kinase L/R (gene pklr). Bases 158 to 1831 code for a protein of 557 amino acids. The transcript is spliced from 11 exons. Gene Ontology annotation, biological process: glycolytic process. Gene Ontology annotation, molecular function: potassium ion binding; magnesium ion binding; pyruvate kinase activity. The record is from RefSeq and is a predicted model, not a curated record. Lineage: Eukaryota; Metazoa; Chordata; Actinopteri; Osmeriformes; Osmeridae. Gene Ontology annotation, cellular component: cytoplasm.